This is a messenger RNA of Ceratotherium simum simum (southern white rhinoceros), 2450 nucleotides long. It is a transcript of the gene LIPH, whose product is annotated as lipase H. Gene Ontology annotation, biological process: lipid catabolic process. Gene Ontology annotation, molecular function: glycerophospholipase activity. NCBI's taxonomy places the organism in Eukaryota, Metazoa, Chordata, Mammalia, Perissodactyla, Rhinocerotidae. The record is from RefSeq and is a predicted model, not a curated record.
GUUAGUUAUCUGGGCUCUCUCGGAGCAAAGCCCUCAGUGGAGACUCGAAGGCUCUUUGAAGGAAAUCGUUCUUCUUGUGAAUGUAACACACACUCUCUCCAGUUUCCAUAUGCUGAGGUUAUACUUCUUCAUCAGUUUGAUGUGCUUGGUGAGAUCAGACACAGAAGAAACAUGUCCUUCAUUCACCAGACUGAGCUUUCAUAGUGCGGUGGUUGGUACGGGACUAAAUGUGAAGUUGUUGCUUUACACAAGGAGAAAUCUGACCUGUGCACAAAUCAUCAACUCCACAGCUUUGGGGAACUUGAACGUGACCAAGAAAACCACCUUCAUCAUCCAUGGAUUCAGGCCGACAGGCUCCCCUCCAGUUUGGAUGGGGGACUUAGUAGAGAGUUUGCUGUCUGUAGAAGACAUGAAUGUGGUCGUUGUUGACUGGAAUCGAGGAGCUACAACUAUAAUAUACCCCCACGCCUCUAGUAAUACCAGAAAAGUAGCAAUAAUCUUGAAGGAAUUUAUCGACCAGAUGUUGGCAGCAGGAGCUUCUCUUGAUGACAUUUACAUGAUUGGAGUAAGCCUAGGAGCCCACAUAUCCGGGUUUGUUGGAGAGAUGUACGGUGGGCAGCUGGGGAGAAUUACAGGUCUCGACCCUGCGGGCCCUUUAUUCAAUGGGAGACCUCUGGAGGACAGAUUAGAUCCCAGUGAUGCACAGUUUGUUGACGUCAUCCAUUCUGACAUUGACGCUCUGGGCUACAAGGAACCAUUAGGAAACAUAGACUUCUACCCAAAUGGAGGAUUGGAUCAACCUGGUUGCCCCAAAACAAUAUUUGGAGGACUGCAGUAUUUUAAGUGUGACCACCAGAGGUCCGUGUACCUGUACCUUUCUUCCCUGAGAGAGAACUGUGCUAUCACUGCAUAUCCCUGUGACUCCUACCGGGAUUACAGGAAUGGCAAGUGUGUCAAGUGUGACAUGCCACAAAAGGAGUCCUGUCCACUUCUGGGCUAUUAUGCUGAUAAUUGGAAAGACUAUUUAAGGGAGCAAGAUCCUCCUAUGACGAAAGCAUUCUUUGACACUGCUGAGGAGAAACCGUUCUGCAUAUAUCAUUACUUUGUGGAUAUUAUAACUUGGAACAAGAACAUAAGAAGAGGGUCCAUUACAAUCAAACUGAAAGACAAAGCUGGAAACACUACAGAAUCCAAAAUCGAUCAUGAACCCGCAACAUUUCAGAAAUACCACCAAGUGAGUCUGCUUGCAAGAUUUGAUCAAGAUCUGGAUAAAGUGGCAGCCAUUUCCUUGGUGUUCUCUACAGGAUCUAUAAUAGGCCCGAAGUACAAGCUCGGGAUUCUCCGAAUGAAGUUAAGGUCACUUGCCCAUCCGGAGAGGCCCCAGUUGUGUCGGUAUGAUCUUGUACUGAUGGAAAAUGUUGAAACAGUCUUCAAACCUAUUCUUUGCCCAAAGUUGCAGAUGUAACUGUUGCCGGGACUCGUAGGCACCAGUAACAUCAAGAAAGCUACAACUACAGGCUUUUUUAAAGCUUCACCUCACUUUUUCCGCAAGGCACAAAAAGUACGGAAUAACCAGGGAUUUUUCCAGCAGUGUCCCGGAUGUCACAUUGCAAAAUGUCAAACGAUCUUGGAUUAUAAAACAGUCCCGGGAAGGGAGCCCCUAAGUAGGGCAAGUCAGAAAUAGCCAGGCUCCGACAGCUCAGCGCCUUGUCUGGCUGUGUCCUGGGGCCUCGUUUGUUCCGACCUGUCGAUUCUGCUGUCUGUCACUCAGGCAGUUCUGCCCAUCAUGGCGGCCAGCCGGCAUCUUCAAGGAAAGGACUGGCUGGAGACCUCGCUUUGGACUCGACUCCACAGUCACUGUGCCAUGUUCCUCCAGGUCCCCACGUGCAAAAUGGAAUGGAAACUGACCUACCUCACAGGGCUAUUGUGUGGGUUUGGGAGGCAAGUCUGUGAAGGGUUCUUUGAAAUCCCAUGAGUGCCACAUCCGUGAGUGCUUUGAUAAAUGUGAAUAUGCUUUUAUUUAUUUUGAUAUAGCUUAUCUAAUAUGCAAUCAGAGAGCUUCUCCUUAUCAACACUAGCUUCUCUCUUGGGCUGUUUGCUCUCAGAAGGCAGGAAAGCCACACCCCUGGCUGCCCACCUUCUGUAAAGUGGGGUUGGUGCAGGAGGAGGUGGGGACAGACUGACAGCAAAGGAGUGGCUGCUGGGACUAGAUAGUAAGUGGAUGAGGGAAGUAGGGCAGAUGAAGCAGUGGCACAGCCUCGCUCACAGUGACAAGGGAUGGAGCGAGAGGCAGGAGAGAACCAGCAGAGCUUGUUUUUCACUUAAGGUGAAGAAGGAUCACUUUAUAGGCAACUCACAUUUUAAGCAAUUCUUAAGAAACAUUUCUUUUUCUUUGUUACUAAUGUAACCAUGAUUAUUGAAGGAAAUUUAGACAAUGCAUAGAUACAAAA